This is a messenger RNA of Bombina bombina (fire-bellied toad), 3881 nucleotides long. It is a transcript of the gene RSPO3, whose product is annotated as R-spondin 3. Bases 768 to 1535 code for a protein of 255 amino acids. NCBI's taxonomy places the organism in Eukaryota, Metazoa, Chordata, Amphibia, Anura, Bombinatoridae. The transcript is spliced from 5 exons. The record is from RefSeq and is a predicted model, not a curated record.
UCGGUAAAAGUCUGAUGACAAGAGCAGGCAGUUUUAAGUGUGUAACAGAGAGAAUGAGAGACAGUCAGUGUUAGGGGGAGCUGAUUUACAGUGCAGACCCUUGCUGAAGCCCCUGCAUGCAGCACAGUAUCUGUCUGGCUGACUGUGCACAGACCACCCCUCUCUGCAGCCUGGCUGGGAGCACAGUGCUGGACUGCUCACUGCUGAUGACACCCUGGGGAACUGAUGACCUCUUAGGUUUUACUGCUCCAAAACGCACACUGGAACUAUUUUUCCCUGGCAUUGUUGCUUGCUAGUUGCAAAUGUAGACCCAGGUGCCCAUUUGGAAGGCUGAUGCUCAGAUGAAUGUGCACCCAUAGGAGAGGAGCCGAGUGGCUGGCAGCACUUUUGUGCCCACCUAAUACUUACUAAGGAUUGUGCAAGUUACAGAUGUUCUGUGGUUCAGCAACACCACAUAUGUACUCAGGUUGGUUUAUCUUGUCAAGACUUUGUCUUUUUGGAUCACCCCAGCACAACGUUAGAUUGCUGCUUGUGUGCAACAUGCUACCUGAAUCUCAGCCUAUCUCAUCACGGACCCAGCUUGCUGACAAUCUCACAUCCUUCACAAGGUACCCUGCACAUCUGAGGAGGCACUUGUAACAAUAUUCUAUUCUUUUGUCUUAUUUCUAGCAAUAUAAGUGGAUUAUAUAUUUUGGAUCACUGUGAAGAUAACUUUGGAGGAGGCUUUAACCCAGACAAACUAUAGGCGAAAGCAUUACAGGGUUACUAUGCAAGUACGACUGAUUUCUUUGUGUUUUAUCAUUUUGAACUUCUUGGAAUACAUUGGCAGCCAACAGAUCCCUAGAGGGAGGCGACAUCGGAGAAUGCAUCCUAAUGUCAGCCAAGGUUGCCAAGGAGGAUGUGCCACAUGUUCCGACUACAAUGGCUGCUUGUCGUGUAAACCUCGGCUCUUUUUCGCUCUUGUAAGAAACGGUAUGAAGCAAGUUGGGGUCUGUCUUCCUUCUUGUCCGAGUGGAUACUAUGGAAUACGAUCACCAGAAAUUAAUAAAUGUACAAAAUGUAAAGCGGACUGCGAAACUUGUUUCCACAAAAAUUUCUGCACAAAGUGUAAAGGUGGAUUUUACUUACACAACGGGAAGUGCCUCGACACUUGUCCAGAUGGGUUUGAGAACAAUAAUCACAGCAUGGAAUGUAAUAGUGUUGUUCAUUGUACAGUAAGUGAGUGGAGUACUUGGGGCCCGUGCACAAAAAGGGGGAAAACAUGUGACUUCAAAAGAGGCAACGAAACAAGAUUUCGAGAAAUAAUACAGCGACCAUCACCACGGGGUAUACCAUGCCCAUCAAUAUCCGAAACCAGGAAGUGCAUAGUGCAAAGAAAGAAAUGCCCUGGCAGAAAAAGGCAAAAAGGGAAGAAAGAAGAAACGAAAAAGACUAAGCAGAGAAAAAAAGACGGAGAUGCACCGAAAAAACAAAGGCAGAGAAAACAAGAGCGAAAUCAGCGAGGAGAGGGAACUCAAAGAGAUAUCACAGCCUAGGUGAAUGAAUGUGCAGAAGAUGUAAUGAAGUCUUUGUGCACUGUUAUGGACAUUAAAGGCCACACACUUGUGAUAGGCUUCUGAUGCUGCUAUGAUCACAUCCCCAUUUGACUGAACUUCCAAAUGGAAUGGACUUUUCUCCUAUAGAAGAGCGCUAAGAACAACAUUCCAUGCCUCCCACUGUCUUCAUGUGGAAAUGCAGAAUAAAAGGAAUUAAGUGGGAGCCAGGAAUUAAAAAUAUAUAUAUAAUAAUAAUGCUGAAAGUGCGCCAUGGAUGCUUUAGGCUUGUAUGCUUCUGUGCAUCAGUAAAGACAUUUUGUAUCUAAUAGUAUAGACGAUAUAUCAUUAUUAUGGAUGGCACGUGAACAAGCAAUUGUUUCCAUUUUUGUACAGUAUUUUUGAAGCUGGUUUUCUGAGUUAUAGGCAAUUUAGAUGUUGAAGUCAACAGCACAGUUUCCUAUAACGCAUUCUGUGGUUAUAUUAUAAAAAUAAUUUACAAGCGGUACACAUUGCCAAGGACAUAGGAAUGUGAUACCCUGUAAAAUAAUGGUUACCUCACUCAGCUGUAGAAUAUGAUUUUGUUUUUCCAAAUUAAUGUCUGUUAUUGAUUUCCACUGUAAAUUGAUUUAGAGGGCAGAAUUACAGUAGAAUGAACUCAAUAAUAUCUAUGGGUUGUUGAAGCUUCUAUAGCCCCUAUAAUAUCAUACAUAGGUAAUGCUGGAGGGUUAGUGCUCACUCAUAUAAUUAAUGCACAUAUUUCAUCAUUAACAUAAAAGCAAAGCUGCUCAAUGUUAUAAAAUGUUUAAACAUAGCACUAUCUACAUGAUGUAUUUUUUUCACUGGUAUUGUCUUUCUAUGUCAAAUGCAAACAUUUUUUUUUAGGGGUAGGUUAUAUUUUGCUUAAAAAGCUUAACAAUAUAUUUCAUACAAAAUUCACCAUUAAAAUAUAUUUGUAUUUUUUGUAGAUAAAAGAUGUGAUAAGCUUGUUAACUGGUAUAGAAUCUAUACACAGAGUGUCUAUAAUGCCAGGCAAUUUCAAGCAGUGAAGAAGUAAGCAACUGUGUUCUGAGCAAAAUCCUUAAGAGGGUGUCCAUUUUCAUUUUAAAAAUUCUGCAAAGAUAAACUUCACAAAUUUAUAAUUUGGAGGAAAAAAAAAAGAAAAAAAAUAUUGUGUUCCCUAUUAAUUUAGCAUUGAAAACAUAAUUUCAAUACUAUGGUUGUUAGAAGAAAUUACCAGCCAUCAAAACAUCCCAAGUACACCCACAGAGUACCCCAACUCUGCCCAAUCAUAAGAGCCCCAAAUUUGCCCCAAAAGUCUCAACCACACCAAUGGGGUGCUUCAAACCCCCAAAUACACCCAUGAAAUGCCCCAACUCUGCUUCAAAUCACCCUACCAAACCCAACAACUAAUCUGUUCCUGCCACCCUGGCUGCUCUGCCGUGCUCACACCAACUCUGACCUUGGGACCCCCAACUACACCCCUGACUGCACCAACUUGUGGCACUAGACCACCCCAACUUCUUCCAUGGGUGACAUAGACUCUCCUCUCUGGCGUCUUAUACUUUCCUGGUAUUUGGAUUUUUUGCUUAAAAGAAUAGUCUGUGCAGAUAAAAUAUCAGACAAGUUGUACCCCCCCCCCCUUUACAUGCUGAUAUAUAUUUGACAGUCGGAAUGUAAAUAACCCAUUCAUUAGUCACCUAUAAUCUGUUAAUUUACAGUGCUGUCAGCAUUGGCAUAUACUGUAUGUAAAAUGUCAAACAUUACUAAUACAGUGAAUAAAUAUAAUAUUAUGUACACAUAGAAUUAAAGCAGCAGUUGGUAAUGAUAAAAUGCUUACAGUGGUUCUGUCUAUACAACUUUGGAAUAGAUCACAAAGGAAGUGUUAUCAUGUGCAGCUAGAAACACUGUUUAAUGUAUUGAACAUUGGGAUGAGAAUGAGUUCCAGAUGGACUUGGUGUGCCAGAAAUAAUUGCUUCUUGUGUAGGGCAGCAUGUUCUUCCCCUCUGCUUUAAUUUUACAGCUAUACCUAUCAUGUGUUUGAAUGUUAAUAGAUUUUCACUUACCCAGAUUUUUUUUUGGAUUUUUUUUGCUUGGUAGUGUCUUCAAAGCGUUGCUGAAACUUGCUGCAGCCACUACCAAGGAAAAAUGAUAGAGAGAAAAAGAAGUGAUUGCUCAUGGGAGAAUUGAUUCUUUUUUUUCCCCAACUAUACUAUCUGCAGAAGAAAAACAUAUUUUCUUUGUUUUACAAUGUGCUUGUCAAGGAGCAUAGAUGAAAAGGGGCAUGCAACUUCAAUAAUGAUGUGUAUCUAUUGAAACGAGAUGCCAAUAAAUAUACUUAUUGAAAAA